Molecule: messenger RNA, 1757 nt
Organism: Carassius carassius (crucian carp)
Lineage: Eukaryota; Metazoa; Chordata; Actinopteri; Cypriniformes; Cyprinidae
Gene: fam78ab
Product: family with sequence similarity 78 member Ab
Exons: 2
Coding region: 368-1186 (272 amino acids)
Source: RefSeq, a predicted model, not a curated record
AUGCCAGGAGUAUUCUGAGUGGAUGGAUUUAACCUAUUUAUUUUAAUCUUCACGCACUGCUGUUAGGUUUACGAUGCGGAAAUGCCCUUUUGACGGUGAUUGCAAAACGUUAUGUGUGAGCGGAGCGUUAUAACGGUACGCCAAUGACGGAAAGUUGACGAACAUUGUUUUCAUUUAAUUUCAUUUAGUUUUAUUUUUUAUCGACGAAAUAACGAUGAUGUUUUUGUUUAUAAGAAACGCCGUUUUUAUUUCCUGACGCGACACCGCGACGCGUCGUUUAGUUUUUGCGCGUGCAGUUCCUCUGAGGGUGUCUAGUGUGCGUCCUUCUGAGGGUCAGUGUGUGUAGUGUGCGUCCUUCUGAGGGUUGAUGUUCUGCUGGCCGCUCGUGCUGCUGGUGAUGGGCUGUAUUCAGAGCAUCAGAUGCAAACCCAAGAGUUUCCGGGACAGCAUCAUGGUUCUGGAGGUGAACUCCUCCAUCGACUCGAACCCAACCAGCAUCGACGAGUCCUCUAGCGUGGUGCUGCGUUACCGCACGCCGCAUUUCCGCGCGUCCGCACGGGUCCUGGUGCCGCCGGUGGCCGGAAAAGAGAGCUGGACGGUAGGCUGGAUCCAGGCGUGCAACCACAUGGAGUUCUACAACAAAUACGGAUCCAAAGGGAUGUCCAGCUGGGAGCUGCCUGAUCUCCAAGAUGGAAAAAUCCAAGCCAUCAGCGACUCAGAUGGCGUCAACUACCCCUGGUACGGCAACACCACUGAGACCUGCACCAUCGUGGGUCCCACUAAGAAGGACACCAAGUUCACCAUCAGUAUGAACGACAACUUCUACCCCAGCGUGACGUGGGGCGUCCCGGUGAGUGACAGCAACGUGCCCAUGCUAAGCAGCAUCUGGAGGGGCCAGAGCUUCACCACGUGGCUGGUGGCAAUGAACCAGGUGUCAGGCGAGAUCCUGGUGCUGCAGACAGUACGCUGGCGCAUGCGUCUGCACAUCGAGGUGGAUCCCGACAAGCCACUGGGACAGAGAGCCAAGCUGUGUGAACCCAUCGCUCAGGAGCAGCCGCAGGUGCUGGGGAAGAACGAAGCCAUCCCGCCCAACGCCAUGGUCAAACCCAACGCCAACAACGCUCAGGUGCUGAUGUGGCGGCCGUGGACAGGCGAGCCAUUGGUAGUCAUCCCUCCCAAACACUGAGACCAAAUCGGGUUGGGAAUCACUGUGCUAAACACCACUGCAAAAAGACAAAGUGGGAAUACUGCAUCUCAGACAGAUGGAAAGAGCAUCCGAUUCAUGCUGCCUUAAGUUUACAUUGCUUUCACUGCAAACUCUUCGCCUUAAACCAAAUGCAAAGCAGUAAACCUCGCACAUCCUACCUGUCCGUAGAUUUGCACUGGAUGUGUCCUAGUUAGUCGUCGUCUAAUGGGACUGCGAUGACCGCCGCGCGCCCAACCAAACGAGGACAAAGUCCUUAUGCAUUCAGUGUUUUCAGCACAAGCUAUAAUGUUUUAGUUUAAUGUCAACCAGCCACUUCCAGUGUGUUUUACAAUAGCCGAGAGUCCACAAAUAUAUCUUUUCUACUAUGUCAGUCAGUGUCAAGACGUCAUGGCCAAUCGAUAGAGUUCUUACGAGCUAAGAUCGAUCAGUCCAUUCUGCUGGAGUCUGAAUGAGAUGUGCGUGCGGCGACAGGAGCGCUGAUCCUCAAAUCAAACACCAUCAGAAGCUGAAGAAUGAAGGCACUGAAAAGCCCUAGAAUGAGUGAAACUCG